Molecule: messenger RNA, 1288 nt
Organism: Camellia sinensis
Lineage: Eukaryota; Viridiplantae; Streptophyta; Magnoliopsida; Ericales; Theaceae
Product: dihydroflavonol 4-reductase
Biological process (GO): anthocyanin-containing compound biosynthetic process
Molecular function (GO): dihydroflavanol 4-reductase activity
Source: RefSeq, a predicted model, not a curated record
UUUGUCCGUCUCAUAAUUGGGGGUAGCAUCUAUUCUCUCUCUCUCUCUGAUUAUGAUCCAUAGAGAAUUCUAAAAUCAAUUCAUCAUCAUUUAUAUUCUCUCAAAGACAUGGAAGAAGAAAGAGAGCAUGGUGGAAGUGGAAGAACAGUGUGCGUGACAGGGGCUUCAGGGUUCAUAGGCUCAUGGCUUGUGAUGACUCUUCUUCAACGUGGUUAUCAUGUUAGAGCCACUGUUCGCGAUCCUGAUAACAAGAGCAAGGUAAGUCAUCUUCUAGACUUGCCGAAAGCAGGAACACACCUAACCCUGUGGAAAGCAGAUAUAAUGGAGGAGGGAAGUUUUGAUGAUCCAAUUCAUGGUUGUGAUGGUGUCUUCCAUGUUGCCACCCCUACGGAAUUUAGUUCCAAGGAUCCUGAGAAUGAAGUAAUUAAACCAACAGUGAAUGGGGUUUUGAACAUCAUGAGAUCAUGCUCCAAAGCCAAAACUGUGAAGAGGCUUAUCCACACCUCAACCACUGGAACUGUUGUCAUCCAACCACAACCCCAACCCCAACCUGAACCUGAUCAGUAUGAUGAGAGUUUUUGGACCGACAUCAAUUUCUGCAAGGCUCAAAAGAUGACUGGAUGGAUGUAUUUUGUGGGGAAAACAAUGGCCGAGAAAGCUGCUUGGGAAUUCGCUGAAGAGAAUGGGCUUGAUCUCAUCACCAUUCAACCCUCUAUUGUAAUAGGGCCUUUCAUCACGCCUUCAAAGCCUCUCAGCAUUGAACUGUCAAUUGCCUUAAUCACUAGAAAUGAACGACUUUAUCCAAUGCUAACUCGAGCACGGGCCGUUCACGUGGUUGAUGUAUGCAAUGCUCACAUAUACCUGUUGGAGCAUCCGCAAGCCAAAGGAAGAUACAUCUGCUCGUCUCACUGUUUUACCAUAUUUGAUCUCUCAAAAUCCCUCAGUCAAAAAUACCCAGAAUUCAACAUACCAACCAAGUUUGAGAGUGUUGAUGAAUCGUUGAAACCUAUCCCUGCCUCGUCGAAGAAACUGUUGGACCUAGGAUUCAAAUUUAAGUACAACUCGGAUGAGUACGAUGUGGGAGACUUGUGCAGUGAAGCCAUUGAAACAUGUAGAGAAAAGGGGAUGUUGAAACUAUAGGGAGCAAGAAAUUAAAAAGCCAACAUUAGGAUUUAAAAUUUAUAAUACGCAAAUCUAUGUUUGAUAUGGUUGCUGAUUGAUCAGUGUGCUUUCUUGUUACUCCAAUAAUAAUAGGGAAAUUGCAUUUAAGUUGGAAAUUUCAAAGUCA